CUGAGUCUCGAAAAACUGGCAGUGGAAGCAGAGCCACAGACACAGAAAUGGAGAAAGAGAAAGUCAAGGAAAAUGGGAAAGAGGAGAGCCAGAAGGUGUGCAAGGUGUGCAAGAAUACAUACACUUCCUCCUCUAAUGCCUCUUCUUCUUGCCGCUUUCAUCCUUCCUUCUUCGUCUGUCGACGACAUGAUGACCAAAAACGGUACUACGAAUUGGGACCUGAUGAUCCACCUUAUGCUGCCAAGUUCUAUGACUGCUGUGGGGCUGAGGAGCCUGAUGCACCUGGUUGCACCACUAGUUUCCAUGUCUCAUAUGAUGAUGAUUGACACAACAUUUUUUCUCUCAGUUGAAACUGGACCAAAACUUAAACUUGUAGAUAUUUGUGUUAUUAUAUACCUUCUCUGUUCUGCCAAAUACAUCAGUUUUCUUCAAUCUUCCUUGGUAUUCCAUAAUCAGAAGGUUGCUCCACUGUUUUUAAUUAUUCUUCUUUCUUUUUCUUUUAAAAUCAAGUUGUUUUUCCUCAUUGCUUUUGGCUCAUCUCACCAAAUUCACCCUUCCAGAGAGGGUUGAUAACAGUCUCUCUGUUUUUAAUUAGCUGGGGUUAGGUUUGGGUUGAUACCGAAGGCUGUUCUGUUAGAAGCCUGUGGAACUUUAUACUUUUCUGGAGAAAUUGUAAGAAAGAAAUCUAGUAAGAUGUCCAUGAGCCUUGCAGUGUAUACCUGUGGGCCAAGUCAUAUGAA
Messenger RNA from Carica papaya (papaya), 740 nucleotides. Its product is annotated as F-box only protein. The record is from RefSeq and is a predicted model, not a curated record. Lineage: Eukaryota; Viridiplantae; Streptophyta; Magnoliopsida; Brassicales; Caricaceae.